AUGCUUUCUACGACCAAAAUUAAAAUCAAACUUUUUAUUUUCUAUAUUUUUUUUAAUUUUAUUUCCACAGCAAAAGCACAAAAAAAUACUACUUCAAUAAUAGCUAAUUUUUUUUCCGACAUAAUACGAUUUCCACAAAUCGUAGUUAUUAAUGAUGAAAUAGAUUUUGUGUGUCCUAGUACUAAGGAUUAUAGUAAUUUGAAAGAAUACACAAGCUUGUUUUCUCAAGUAGGGACGUUCACCCCUAUUGCAGGCCUUCUUUUUAGUAUAUUUAUUUAUGGUGCAAAAUCUGUAUUUGGAAUUAUGACAACCUGCUUGAUUGAUGAUAUGGUUAUUAUUGCAGCUUCUUUUGGACCAAUCCUUUGGUGGUACACUUUUGCCAAACCAUUAUGGUUAUUUGGAAUAAUACAUGAAAUCCAAAAGGAUACAAAUUACAACUACGAAUUUAUUUAUUCAAUAGUUCUUGGUAUUUUACUCGGAAGUAUGGUAGUUAUUCUGAUUUUGGGAUCAAUUUUGAGGUUACAUUUUCACAAUCGCCGGAAUAAACUUAAUGAAGAUUCAUUAUGGUUCCAUAUGUCUCCAAAGAAUUAUCGUCUUACCAACAAAGAAUUCUUCGCUGUUUCAACAGCCUUCUUUGUUUGGGGAGAAUUCGAUGAACUUAAUUCAAAUAAUGGAUCAAAGGUUGUUGUGCUUGCAACAUAUCAUUUUCCUGAUUUGGAAAAAUAUAUAAUUUGUAUUGCUAGUGAAAAUAGACUUUACCAUGUUUUUACCGUUCUUCUCGCUAUUGUUUUGACCCGUUCAAUCACAUCAUUCUUUUCUGAUAGUGAAGUAGUUUUACGUAUUUAUAAUCAAUAUAAAGAUGAGAAGGUUUAUGCAGAAAUGGAAGCUAGAAAUAUUAAGGAAGUUCAAUAUUUUUAUACAUGGGAUAAAAGGCUGAAGAAAUCUAUAAGAUGCCGAUUUAGUUCCGCGGGUGAAUACUUUUAUAUUCAUGAAGAAGAAGAAAAAUUCGUUAAAAAAAAGGAAGAAAAUGUAGAAGAGGAAAAAGAAGAAAAAGAAGAAGAACUAGAAGGGGGAAAUCAUGGAUAUUACUACGUUACGAUUGGUGAUAAAUGGGUGUAUUUUUAUAAGCUUGAUUAUAAAUAUAAUAAAGAUCUCGAAAACGAUCUAGAAUUUUUUCCUAAAAUGAAAAGAUAUAUUUUCGGGAAAGGAGCCUUGGAAAGUGGUCCAAUCAUAGAAGAAAUUAAGAAAAUUAUUCAGAUAGGGAAAAAUACAUACUAUUAUAAAUAUGAAGAAUUCGGUAAAGUGAAAAAUAUAGAAUUUUUACUUUCCGAUGGAAAGGAAUUCCAGAAAAGAAAACCUGAAGAUAAUAUUACGGAAAAGAAUGGGACAAAGAUAGAAGUGAAAAGAAUGGAAGCAGAUGAUAAGGUUCUGUUCAACAUACUUGAAACCGGAUUUCUUAAUUAUUUUAUUUACUCUCAUCACAAAAAUUCUAGACAGAAACAAAAGGAAAAUGAAGACCAAGAGACAUAUGAACCUCUUGAAUUUGUAAUUACCGAGUGA
Molecule: messenger RNA, 1560 nt
Organism: Entrophospora sp. SA101
Lineage: Eukaryota; Fungi; Glomeromycota; Glomeromycetes; Entrophosporales; Entrophosporaceae
Source: the annotation of a GenBank genome assembly